Ipomoea nil (Japanese morning glory) is the source of this 1449-nucleotide messenger RNA. RefSeq lists its product as uncharacterized. The coding region runs from base 70 to 1248 and encodes 392 amino acids. Lineage: Eukaryota; Viridiplantae; Streptophyta; Magnoliopsida; Solanales; Convolvulaceae. The record is from RefSeq and is a predicted model, not a curated record. The transcript has a single exon.
UUUCGAUCACCCCCUUCAUAUUCGGGUGUGGAAAGACUUCCUCACAAACUGAAACUCCACAAUCACCCAAUGGGCUGCGUAUCGUCCAAGCACGCCAGAAAGGAUCUCAAGCGAGAAUUAGCAUUUGAAAAUGGCGGCGGCGUUGCCAACCACGUCGUAUCGCUCACUUCAAGCACUUACGGAGUCCUCGAACUCGACGGCGAGCCGCAAUGCGUCAAGAAAUGCGUGAUUGAAGUGAAGAAAUCGUCGCCGCCACGUGAAGAGCCAGCCGAGGUGAUCAACGCUUGGGAGCUCAUGGAGGAUCUUGAUGAAACAGAGAUUCCCUGUUUGGUUCAAUCCAAGAAAAGCCCUAAACCUCGUGUUUUUCUCGACACUAGAAGAAGCCCUUUGAGGUUCUUGAACCAAAAGGGAUCUCCGAAGAGGUUGAAAAGAUUCGGAGGCAAAGAGAACAAUGGUGGAAGAGCAGAGUCGAGCCCGAAAACGGUUCUGAAGAAUAAAGUUCAUAAUUUGAAUGAGAGUCCAUUGAAACAGAGAAUUCCCAAGAAGGAAAGUCCAGAAACGGCAAAACGUGACGGUUUUAAUGGCGAUUCCGGGUCGCGGAGGAGGAGCUUGGGGCCUCUGUUUGACCCGGAGCUCAUAGCAUAUUUCGAGAAGGAGUUAUCCGCCGAGGCAGAACGGAAGAAGAAAGCUUUGUCAUCACCGUGGCCAAUAAUUUCGAGAAAACCCAGGAACCCUUCCAAGGACGAUGAUGCUGCAGAGGCAAUCCUCGAACAGUUCGACAAAAUCCUCCCGCCGGGCGGCGAAAACGCCGUAGUACUUUACAUUACCACGUUGCGGGGCAUAAGAAAAACAUUCGAGGAUUGCAACACGGUCCGGUCCAUCCUGGAAUCGCAUCAGGUUCGGACGUCGGAGCGCGACAUAUCGAUGCAUUCCGGGUUCAGGGAGGAGCUGAGAGGACUAAUGGGCACAACGGAGGUUAGGGUGCCUGUAGUUUUUGUGAAGGGGCGGCUGAUCGGCGGAGCUGACGAAGUUGUGAAGCUGGAGGAGGAGGGCAAAUUGGGAAUUGUACUCGCCGGAAUCUCAAGGGCGGCGGCUGGAUGCGGCGGCUGCGGUGGGAUCCGGUUUGUGUUGUGCUUGGAGUGCCAUGGGAGCUGUAAGGUGUGGGAUGAGGAUGGAAAUGGAAAGAGUAGUGUCAAGUGUGGAGAGUGUAAUGAGAAUGGAUUGAUUCAAUGCCCCAUUUGUUGUUAACUAUGCAAGUUAAUAACAUUUGGUUUGUUUAGUAAUUAUGGUUUUUGGUUUGUGGAAGACAUGAAAGAUUGAAAGUAAGGAGUGUGCUGUUUUGUUGUAUUUACACGUCCAUCAUGUAUAUGUUCAUGUGUCAGAACAAGGAGAGUAUUUGUUGUGUGUUUGGUUCUUUUGAAAAUACUACUAUACUAGAGAUUGGUACUA